Acaulospora morrowiae is the source of this 1122-nucleotide messenger RNA. Lineage: Eukaryota; Fungi; Glomeromycota; Glomeromycetes; Diversisporales; Acaulosporaceae. The record is from the annotation of a GenBank genome assembly.
AUGGCAACCACCAACUCGAUUACUAACACCGCCUCACGUCCGUGCGUCUUCAUAAAUCUCGGCGAAACGUCCUCGAAUAAUGUAUCCCCCAACAGCGAACUACCCCUUAUCACUCCGCCUUUCCCACCAACCAUCGACCCACGCGAUCUGAUCACGUUACUUCCCGAUGGUCGCGUACCAGCCAGAGCGCCCAACGCAUUCCUUAUAUAUCGCAAAGCGUUCAUCGACGCUGUCAGAGAUAGUGGAAAUUACCUCCCAAUGACCGUGGUAUCCCCGAUGGCAUCAAGAUCUUGGGAGCAGGCUUCCGACGUUGUAAAAGAAGAAUAUAAAAGGCUUGCGAGGAAAGCAUUUGAUUAUAGAAAUGAGAUUUGCCCCAAGUCCCAGAGGCGCAAAAAAAGGGAAAAAUGGAAUGUCGUCUCCUUUAAUCAAUUUUCAACUCCCUCCUCCUCCAGUCUUGGCAGACACACAAGGAAAUCUCCCAACAACAAAUCGGCCGAAGUUCAACGAUCCACUGCCUCCACCGAACUUCCGCCAUCCUCAACUCCGGAAAUCCCUAAUGUCACGAGCCCGCAACAAACCGACUUUCAAGUGUCGCCAAAAACUCAUAACUUCGCCGUUGGUAAUACAGGAAAUUCGCAUGGCCUUCCAAUCCCGGACCUGUCACUGACCUCUAGUGAUCCGAAUUCAGUUGUUAGUUCACCCGACUUAAACGAAAAAGAUAAAAGUGACGAAACCGAUAUGACUAUUUUCUCGCAGAUUGCUCCUCAGAUUACGUUUGAUGAGCAACAAUCCGAAGUUUGGUUCGAACCUAAAUACUCAUCGAUAAUAAAUAACGACGUUUACAAUUUUCACCAGUCGUAUUAUGAGAGCCUUUGUUACAAAACUCGUAACCUCAACAUAUGUAACAGCUUGUUUUAUUCGAUCCCCUCGUACGAGUCACGUACCGAAAGCCCUUCAUCAACCUUUUCGUUUCCCUUCGAUUCAUCAGAUAAUGUAGUAGUAGCGUUUCCGGAAGAUCUAAACAAUUCCGAUUCUUCCAACAUUACUAACGUUUUAAACAACAAUGUCAACAUAACACCUUUCUGUACCGGAUUUCUGUCGUCGCCAUCUUAUUAUUUCUAG